Messenger RNA from Bipolaris victoriae FI3, 621 nucleotides. RefSeq lists its product as hypothetical. Gene Ontology annotation, molecular function: protein kinase binding; protein kinase inhibitor activity; double-stranded RNA binding. Gene Ontology annotation, biological process: negative regulation of protein kinase activity. The record is from RefSeq and is a predicted model, not a curated record. Gene Ontology annotation, cellular component: nucleolus. Bases 1 to 621 code for a protein of 206 amino acids. The transcript has a single exon. NCBI's taxonomy places the organism in Eukaryota, Fungi, Ascomycota, Dothideomycetes, Pleosporales, Pleosporaceae.
AUGUCCGAGCCUAUCCCAGAGGCUAUACCCACAUCCGCCGACCCGCGCUCGAAACGCCCAGUGAAGAAACGCGCCCUCACUCCACGUACAGAGCAAGCCUCCCAGGUCGAAGCCCUCUUUGCAAAGCCUGACCGCGAAAUCCACAUCCUAGGCUCCGGCGCAAUUGCCAAGACUUCCUCUCUGCCCCCAGAAAUUGUCGCAAAUGUUCAAGGUUCAAGCGCCGGUGCAGGUAGUGGCGAGUUUCAUGUCUACAAAGCGAGCCGGCGGCGCGAGUAUGAGAGACUGCGCGCCAUGGACGAAGAGGUGAAGAAGGAGGAAGACGAGAAGGAGUUUGCUAAGCGGAAAGAAGAGUUGGAGAAGAAGGACAAGGAAAAGACGGAGAAGAACAGGCUAAAGCGGGAAAAGGCAAGGCAACGGAAAGAAAAGGCAAAGAAAGGCGGCAAGGGCGGAGAUGGCGACGCCAAGGACAGUACAACUGGUGCGGAGCAAGCAAAGAAGAAGCUGGCCCCGAAUGCAAACGUACCCAAGAAUAGCGCCGACGAUGAUGCGGACACACGUAAUGAAGGGGCUGAGGUCAAAAACAUGGAAGAGAUUGGCUUGGUCAUUGAAGACGACGACUGA